This is a messenger RNA of Nicotiana attenuata, 3113 nucleotides long. RefSeq names its product nuclear poly(A) polymerase 4-like. Gene Ontology annotation, molecular function: RNA binding; poly(A) RNA polymerase activity. The coding region runs from base 321 to 2540 and encodes 739 amino acids. The transcript is spliced from 11 exons. NCBI's taxonomy places the organism in Eukaryota, Viridiplantae, Streptophyta, Magnoliopsida, Solanales, Solanaceae. Gene Ontology annotation, cellular component: nucleus. The record is from RefSeq and is a predicted model, not a curated record.
UCCAUAUCUCCUAACCCAACUUGGAAUGUGAACGUGCGCUCUUUCCUCAUUCCACAAGCGCUACAACUUCCACCGACCCUUCCCUUUAUAGCCCCACAGCAACAAACCCUUCUCCUCUAGUUUCUUCUUCUUCUUUUUCAUGUUCUAGAUCUAGGGUUUUUUUAUUUAAAAUUUGAGUAUUUACAAGUAAAAAAAGCGUUACCUUUUAGGUCUCCUCUUAAUUGGAAUUUUGCCUCUAUAAUAGUUUUGAUUUCGAAUUUCCGAUCCGUUUCUAUUUGGUGCUUAUAUUGAACUACUAGAACAAGAUUUUUGGUUUAACGAUGGGGGUUUCCGAUUGUGCUACUACUUUGCCACCGCCAAAGCAGUAUGGGGUGACGAAACCUUUGUCUCUAGCUGGGCCUACGGAGGCUGAUAUUCAGCGUACCAAAGAGUUGGAAAAGUUUUUGGUCGGUGCUGGAUUAUAUGAAAGCGCUGAGGAGGCUGCUAAGAGAGAACUAGUUCUCCGCCAGCUUAAGCAGAUUGUGAAGGAUUGGGUGAAAGAACUUACUCGACUAAGAGGGUACAAUGAUCAGAUGGUUGAGGAUGCAAAUGCUGUCAUUUUAACCUUUGGUUCUUAUCGCCUUGGGGUGCAUGGUCCUGGAGCUGACAUAGACACCUUAUGUGUUGGACCAUCUUAUGUGAAUCGAGAGGAUGACUUCUUCUUUGUAUUGCAUAAUAUUUUGGCGAAGAGGGAAGAAGUUACUGAACUGCAACCAGUUCCAGAUGCACAUGUCCCUGUUAUGAAGUUUAAGUUUGAUGGGAUCUCAAUUGAUCUUCUCUAUGCAAGCAUUUCUCUUUUGGUUGUACCAGAUGAUUUGGACAUAUCCAGUGAAUCCAUGCUAUGCAAUGUUGAUGAACCAACUGUAAGGAGCCUCAAUGGCUGCAGGGUGGCUGAUAAAAUCAUUAAACUUGUUCCAAAUAUUGAGUUUUUUCGGACCACACUUCGGUGUUUAAAGUUUUGGGCUAAGCAGCGUGGUGUUUAUUCAAAUGUAACUGGAUUUCUUGGUGGAGUGAACUGGGCUCUUCUGGUUGCUCGGGUUUGCCAACUCUAUCCAAAUGCUGUUCCGAGUAUGCUGGUUUCUCGUUUCUUUCGUGUAUAUACUCAAUGGCGCUGGCCAAAUCCUGUGAUGCUUUGUCAGAUAGAGGAUAAAGAACUUGGAUUCUCUGUCUGGGAUCCAAGAAAAAAUCCUUGGGACCGUACACAUCAGAUGCCAAUUAUUACACCUGCCUAUCCUUGCAUGAACUCAAGCUACAAUGUCUCUGCAAGUACUCUUCGAGUUAUGACAGAACAAUUUCAAUUCGGUAACAACAUCUGUCAGGAAGUUGAGCUGAAUAAAGCUCAGUGGACUGCACUGUUUGAGCAGUAUCCUUUCUUUGAAAGCUACAAGAACUAUUUGCAAAUUGACAUAGUUGCGGCUGAUGCUGAUGACUUGCUUGUGUGGAGAGGAUGGGUCGAGUCCCGGUUAAGGCAGCUUACGUUGAUGAUAGAGCGGGACACAUAUGGGAAGUUGCAGUGUCAUCCUUAUCCCCAUGAGUAUGUGGACCCCUCCAAACAUUGUGCCCAUCGCGCUUUCUUCAUGGGUCUGCAGAGGAGGUCAGGCGAGUUGGUUCAAGAAGGCCAGCAGUUUGAUAUUCGUGGGACAGUUGAUGAGUUUAGACACCAAAUAAACAUGUAUAUGUAUUGGAAACCGGGAAUGGAAAUGUUGGUCUCCCAUGUUCGUAGAAAGCAGAUUCCCUCUUAUGUUUUACCAGAUGGCUAUAAGCGAAGCCAAAUAGCAAGGGUAAUGAGUGGUCAGCUGGCAGAGAAACCAUCCUGCAACGGUAGUAUAUGCAGGUCAAGAUCUGGAGAAAGAGGGUUGAAAAGGAAAAAAGAGCUUGAAGGUUCAGAAGAGAAGCAACAGAGUCAGGACAAAAGACCAUCGGUUAGCCCUCCAAGAAGGGAUUCACUCUCACCUGAACUUAUUGUUGGUCAGAAAGGUGGCAUGUUCUUACAACAGUGUUCCUCGACAGUUUCUGGAGGGAAGAGAAAGAGUGAUGAAAUUUCAAAUAAUUUCCCCAGUGAUAAGAUGCAGUUUGCUAUUCUGGACAAAGAUGCCUGCGCUGAACCAAUUAAGUCACAAGGAGCACAAUGUGCUCAAAGCGCUGAUGGAUGUGUCCACCGUUCUAGUGGUGUCACAAACCUGGUUGAGGCUGGUACAUGUGAGGAUCCUGCGCAUGAAUUGCUCCAACUCAGCCAUGACGGUCAUCCAGUGGGCAGUACUGGUUGCAUCUCUCUCUAUUCCUCUCGGGGCGACUUAUACAGGGCCGAGUCCAAGUCACUAUCAAAUAAUGUAUGUGAAAAUGGUUCAAGAUCUUUUGGAGAUGCGUUGCUGGAGUUAGAGCCAAGAGCUCCGCGUGGAAUGUUAACAUCACUGGAUAGCAUUGGAUCAGAGCCUGCGCAGAAAUCUUCUAUAAGGCAUGUUUCAUGUUUUGAAAUUUCAUUUGCAUUUAGUUUUAAAUAACAGACUUUGUCUUUAUCGUACUGGUUUUUGGUUGCUUUUAUAUGGUUGUCUUGUAGGUACAGUGUUACGUCAACAGCUUGAAAGAAGUGGAGCUUCAUUUGCGAAAGUCCAUGCUGGAAACAAUGCCAGUCGAGGGAUGAAAAGCCAGCUCAACGGGGUAAGUAUAAUGUUACUUGCUGGCUUUCAUUUCUCUAUGCUUCUUUUUUUCCAGGAGGCUUGCAUAUCUAAUAUUGGGAGUGAGCCUGAUACUUGGGUGGAGAGUUCCAGGUAGAAUAGUCCUGUGGACUCCUGUACAGUUCAGUUUAUGUAAAAAUACUAGGGACAGUGCUGGAGAAGAUUGAUCUUCCUACAUCAGUUCGAAUUGAUCUUUCUUUUCGUUUGGGGGUGGGGGUUUAUGGCUUUGCUGGAAUUAACGAGUAGAAAGCUAUGCUAUGUUGGGGCGGGUUAUGAGAAAGGUUAGGUGUGCUGGGUUUACUAGAAGGGGGAUUCACAGUACAUUUGUUCCUUGAAAUAGUUUUUGUAUACUCGAUUACAGUUAAUGACACCAUUUCAGUCUCUGCGUUUCUUGCUCCG